Messenger RNA from Gavialis gangeticus (Gharial), 5010 nucleotides. RefSeq names its product kelch like family member 36 (gene KLHL36). The record is from RefSeq and is a predicted model, not a curated record. The transcript has 5 exons. Gene Ontology annotation, molecular function: cullin family protein binding. NCBI's taxonomy places the organism in Eukaryota, Metazoa, Chordata, Crocodylia, Gavialidae. The coding region runs from base 399 to 2246 and encodes 615 amino acids.
UUUUUCUCCCCCCAUUCUCUUCUGCAAAGCAUUACUGGGAUUUCAAUGUGAUGAUGUCAUGGUUUUAGCUUGAGGAUGCAGGAAGCCUAUGUAACCGAACCAAAACCUUGCCAGGGAUCUGUAGUGGGCCCCAGUGGCUUGAUGGCCGAGGUGGUCUUUUUUUAGACCGGUUUGAAGGCAAGGGUACAUGUCGCUACACUGGCUGGAACAGAAAGUGAUGCAUUACACACUUAGGAAAGCGGGGGAUCAGGAGACAGGGGACAACACGGUGCAAGAGGAAAGCAUCCCUGCCAGCACCUCUGGUUGGAGAAGAGGUUCCAGAAGAUGUGGAGGGAGCAGAACAGGAGGAGACCUGACAAGGAGCUUUCUGGUGCAGAAAGACCACACGUCGCGCAAUAAUGGAGGGAACCCGACAGACUAGAAUCUCUCGCCCGCACAAAAUAAGCGAAUCCUCAAAGGUGUACCGAUGGGCUGACCACUCCAAUCUGGUGCUUCAAAGCCUGAAUGAGCAGAGACACCGCGGCCUCUUCUGUGAUAUUGUUCUAGUAGUGGAAGAGCAGAGAGUUCCUGCCCACCGCAAUCUCCUGGCCGUUUGCAGCGACUACUUCAACUCUAUGUUCACCAUUGGCAUGCGGGAGGCCUAUCAGAAAGAGGUCGAACUGUUUGGAGCCUCUUACAUUGGUCUCAAAGCCGUGGUGGAUUUUCUGUACGGCAGCGAGCUGUCCUUAGAUGGCGGGAAUAUUGACUACGUGCUGGAGACGGCCCAUCUGCUGCAGAUCUGGAAAGUGGUUGACUUCUGUUGCGAGUAUCUCGAGAACGAAGUCAGCGAGGAGAACUAUCUGUACCUGCAGGAGCUGGCUUCUAUCUACAACCUGAAACGCCUGGACUCCUACAUUGACUCGUUCAUCCUGCAAAACUUUGGCACGCUGUCUUUCACACCAGACUUCUUGCAGAACAUUUCCAUCCAAAAACUCUGCCAGUACCUGGACAGCAGCAAUGUGCAGCAGGAGUGCGAGCACGACUUGCUGCAGGCUGCCUUGCAGUGGCUGACACAGUACCCAGAAAGGGAAAAUGAGGCUUAUCAAGUCCUGGACAAUAUCCAUUUCCCGUUGAUACCCAAGAGUGACCUCCUUCACCGAGUCAAGCCGGCUGUCUGCUCUCUUCUCCCAAAGGAAGCCAACUGUGAGGGGUUCAUAGAAGAAGCAGUGAACUACCACAAUAAUGUCACGGCCCAGCCGGUGCUUCAGAACAAGCGGACAGCUCUGCGUACCAAUGAAGAGAGGCUGCUGUUUGUGGGUGGCGAGGUUUCAGAGCGGUGCCUGGAGCUGAGUGACGAUACUUGUUUCUUGGACACCAAAAAGGGGCAGUGGGUAGCAGAAACACCGCUCCCAGCCAGGCGAAGUCAUCACUGUGUUGCAGUGCUGGGAGGUUUCAUCUUCAUAGCUGGAGGCAGCUUCUCCAGAGACAACGGAGGGGAUGCAGCUUCAAAUCUUCUAUAUAGGUAUGAUCCCCGCUGUAACCAGUGGAUAAAGGUUGCCUCCAUGAGACAGCGUCGAGUCGACUUCUACCUGGGAGCCAUUACAGACAUGCUGAUAGCUGUUGGUGGAAGAAAUGAGAACGGGGCACUUUCUUCAGUGGAGACUUACAGCCCGCAAAAAGACUCGUGGUCUUAUAUAGCAGGCUUGCCAAGGUUUACCUAUGGUCAUGCUGGCACCGUCUACAAGGAAUUUGUUUAUAUCUCGGGAGGUCAUGAUUAUCAGAUCGGUCCCUACCGAAAAAACCUGCUCUGCUAUGAUUAUCGUACGGAUGUCUGGGAGGAAAAAAGGCCAAUGAUCACAGCUCGGGGGUGGCACAGUAUGUGCACCUUGGAGGACAGUAUCUACUCUAUUGGUGGCAGCGAUGACAACAUUGAAACUAUGGCACGCUUUGACAUUCUGAGCGUGGAGUCUUACAGCCCGCAGUGCAACCAGUGGACCAGAGUCUCUCCCUUGCUGCAAGCCAACAGUGAGUCUGGAGUGGCCGUUUGGGAAGGCAAGAUUUAUAUUCUGGGAGGCUACAGCUGGGAAGAUACAGUCUUCUCCAAAGCUGUCCAGGUGUAUGACAAGGAAAAGAACAAGUGGUACAAAGGAACUGACCUUCCCAAAGCAAUCGCUGGGGUAUCUGCCUGCGUCUGUGCACUGAAACCCAAAACAGAGGACAAAAAGAAAAAGACAAAAACAAAGAAGUAUUCAGAUCGAGGGAGAUGACUACCUGUGGAUAACCCCCCUUUGCGGGCAGAUUCCAGAGGAACUUUGUAUUUAAUCAUCUCUUUCUAACUUUGAUUUUAUUUUUUAAGGAAGAAAGAAAAACUGCUGAAACCUUGGAAAAUAUGCAGAUGGACAUUUUGGUUAAGGUUCAUUUGAAGGACGAAAGUACCUAUGGGAGUGGGGUAGCAAAGGAAGUUCUGCUACCCCACUGUAUAUUUAGAUGUAGUUUAUUAACUUUUGUGGUUCUUGGCAUUUCCACACUUCUAAUAUUAAAAGUAAAAAGGCUGUACAAAAAUUGGCCUAGAAAAUUAAGUGGUGGAGAGGUAAAGAGGACUAAGUAUUCUCUUCGAUGUUACAAAGCAGUACAGAAAAGUAUAGAAAGGAUUGCUACUGAAAACUGAUCCAGAUCUUGAAGUUUGGUGUAAAUCCUGAUUUAUUUAUAUAUUUUUCUUCAUGAAAUAUCAUUUGCAGUAUGUUCUAAAUUAUUAGUAUGAGAUUUCUGGCAUGAGGUUUACUAGUGAAGGUAGAAGUAAAUACCAAGGCAACUUGAUGAGUAUAACUCUACUGUACCCUUAAAUUUGAGCGACUAUAAUUAAAUGACCAAAGAGUGGAUGGUCUGAUCAGUGAUGUAGCAGACAUGGCUGUAUAGGUGACGUGGGUUCAGGUUUUUUGCUCCACUGGUCUUUUCCCUGGUGCAGUGAUCUGUAUGGUCCAGGAGAUGCAAUGUAACCCUAAAGUCACUGUUGGAAUUCACAAACCUUGUGCAACAAAAGCCAAUAAUAUCUUUUGGUUUUCUUGGUUUCAUCUACUUCUUGGUUGUGUCUUUAAAUCUUUCUUUGAACCCGAGUUUGGGGAGAAGCCACAUAACUUUGUGCUUGUUUCAAAGCAGUUGGAAUGGAAAAACUUCACUGUGGGCUUUGGGGCUCUGUUGUGAACUUGAGACAAAGUGUAAAUCUCUCCACAACCCUGUCUCACCAAGGGCAAUGGCCUGAAGAGACAAGUUUGCAAGGGGUGGAAACUGUUGCAUUCAGCGUGGUUUUUGCUGACCGGUAUAAAGGGAUCACGUGCAGUAUGUCUGUAUUGCCAUCUCUCUCUCUCACCCAAACGUGUUUUUAAUGUGACUGGCAACUCCAAGUGAGCAGACUUUGGUUAGAACAGUAGUAAAGACAACACAACUUGGGUUUUUACUCUUGCGCAAAUUGCCUUGUUUUCCUGCUGUUUUAACCCUUUUAAAGUUAAAUUUGGGACAUGCUUCUUGUGCCCUAAGAAGAGUCCAAGCCAGGACUCCAUCUGGGACAUGAGAUUCAAGUGGAGGAAGAAAUGCAUUUUAGAAUGGCAUUGGAAGAAGUGACCUUUUUGCCCACCAAAGUAAAGAGAUUUUGAUUGAAAUGGCAUUGUUUCUGGAGGAUACAACAAAAUGUCUGCUGGAGGCUUCAGGUUCACCAACUGUCUGGCCAGCUUGUGACUGUUCACCCUAACGCAGGUUAAAACCUACCUUGUGUUUAUGACAGGUUUGCAAGAAGUUCAACACCAGCAAUUGGAUCCAGCCCUUGUGAUUGCUAUAAUUAUGCCAUGCCACGGGUUACAAUUUCUACUCCAAACACACAAUGAUUUUUAGAAAAUUUUGGAACCUUUUGUACUUUUUUAUAACACAUUUUGCUAAUACCUAGUCGCUAGUUUGCCAUAUGAUGUUAUGUACUCUUUUGAAAUUGCAGCUCUGUCGUUAUUGUCAGGGACUCAUCUUUUGGUGGCUCUUUCAGGUUUUGUGUAGUAAGUUGGGGUGCGAUGCAGCUGGUCAAGCGGCAUUUGCAUUCUCAGUCUUGUUCGGCAGUCAGGGCUAUAAUUGGGACUAUUGUGAGGCCUCUUCACUGGCAGUUCAGCUAGUCAGAUGUGGUAAUAAAUGUUCUUUAUUGUCAGUAUUGGUGGUGUCAAGAGCCUUGGUUUAAAGUUCUGCUGGGUGCUAUUGAUGCAUUCCCCACCCUUCAAUUGCUUUCCAGUCCUCCUCUUUGUGCAACGUAACCAUGUAUUUCGGAUCUGCCUUUUUCCUGCUGUCCCACGUACAACUGAUGCCCUGUCUGCUUUAUCCUACUCCCGUAUAUUCAGCUUAUUCAUGGGAAAACUCUUCUGACUUCCUUUGCACUUUAAAAACGAUUCAUUAUCCACAUCACUUGGAACAAUUUAGAGAUCUCUUUAAGAUAUAUGAAGAGCUCCUUUGCCUAAAAAGGUCGAUCUUGUGAGUAGCCAGCAUGCAAAAAAGAAACGUAAUGCCUAAUGACAUGAAAGGGUUACAGAAAACCCUUUCAGGGCAUGUAUCUUAAAAAACUCCUUGGGAUAUUUUGAGUGUCUUUUUGUUUAAAAAAUAAUUACUAAAUUGAAUGAGUUAAAGUUCUUCAUGUGUAGUAAUGAUGGCUGGAAUUCUGUUUUGAUAAAUAUUGGUACAUUGCAUGAAGUAAUAUUUGGGGGUUUUUCAUUCUAGAAAAAUAUUCUAGAAAAAUACUAGAAUAUUUAACGGAUAACAAACUGAGUGAGUAGCAGGUUUACGUAUCUGACAUCUUGCCUGUGUUAACUCCUUUUUUCCCCUUUUUUGGCAAAGUUUCAUGUGUAAAUACACCACAAAAAUCCUAAGACUCUUCUUUGUCUCUCUUAUUGUCUGCGUGUUACUGUAUUUUUGCCUGUUUUACUCAAAUGUGCUCUUAUGUUAUGUUCUUGAUGCAUUUAAAACGUGAAAAAAAAAAAGAAUCCAGAUUAUGUUCAGAAUACCAGA